UAAUCCAACUUCAAGAUGGAAGACUCGUUGGAGCGAUAAAAAGAAUGGUGCAAAAAUGCUCACAGGUUGCAUAAUCGCAUAUUCAUUGCUCAUGUGGAUAAAUUUGAUUGGUACCUUUUAUCCUUUGUUUACAAAUGACGCCCCAAAAAUUUCCUUUUUAAACUUAGUAUGA
Messenger RNA from Dentiscutata heterogama, 172 nucleotides. NCBI's taxonomy places the organism in Eukaryota, Fungi, Glomeromycota, Glomeromycetes, Diversisporales, Gigasporaceae. The record is from the annotation of a GenBank genome assembly.